GAAUCGCUUACACCAAACGCGAUUCACUCCACCAUAUUGCUAGUGGGAUAAAUAUUUUGCCGACGACCUUCGCGUUUAUCAACAUCACCGGUUAAUACUCCGUACAGUCCCUCGCCGAUACUGAAUUUUUCGUCAACGUCCUUGAAACCGUGAAAGUGACGGGAUAGAUUGCACGAACGUGUUUUUCGCGACCGAAGGAAGGGAACCGCGAAAGUUCCCUGGAAAGUUCCCGCGUUUUUCUCGCAUGUAUAGCUGCCACAAAUUCGAAUCUCUCGCCUCGCGUGUACUCGAGAAAGCGAUAAAAUUACAAAGAAUAACAUGGAUUUAUAUGUCGUCGGAUAGCGUGAGAAUUCUGCUUUAUUUUAGCGACGAACUCGACUUUUCUUCCAUACAAUUUGUCGACGAGAAUGCGUGUUGAAUAUACGAGCAAUUUCUGAUUUAGGCAAGGAACGGAAAGUACCAAAGUUUUAUCCAAUACAAAAAUGGCACCUCCAAAAAUAUUAAUUGGACAGAAUAGACAAACCAACUCUAUAAGUCUAAGGAAAGGAAUGACAACAAGAAGUCAAAAUGCUUUAAUAAACAAUGUAGUAAAACAGUCUAUCAGCAGAGAUACUCGUACCAAGCGGAAGGCAGAAGCUUCACCACCUAAAGAGAAGACAGUCAAAAGAUCCGCCUUCACAAACAUUACUAAUGCCAUUACAUCAUUGGGAGGACAGAAUCAUGCGACAAAAAAAAUAGUUACUCAUGGAAAACUAGUUGUAAUAGACAAACCUGCAGAAAUUAAUAUUGCAAAAGUUAUGCCAGUGAAAUCGAAACCAUUGCCUCGUGUUAAGCCCAUUAUUAAAAAGGAAGACAAAACGGAAAUUGUUAACAAGGUCGUGGUGAAUAUUAGACACAGCACAGAUUUAGAGAAAUCGGAAGACAAUUCACUGUAUGUUAGUGCUUUGGAAGAUGUUACGGAUAGCCUGAAGAAGAUCCGUAGAAACAGCAAUAAUAAGGUUGACGAGAACGAAAAAAAAGUCGAGAAGGACGAAAAAAGCGAACUUACGUCUUCUGUGAGCAAGAAGAAAGCAUUAACUGCCGCUGAAUUGAUCACGGUACCCGUAAGAGAACUACCCAAAGACGUGCAAUGGGACUUUGACAUCGAGAAUUGGUUAGAUCCAUUUCAAGUAUCGCAAUAUGCGAUGGACAUCUUUGAGUAUCUAAAAGAACGAGAGCGUUUAUUUCGCAUCACCGAUUACAUGGAGCGACAAGUAUGUUUGUCGCGGUGGAUGAGAGCGCUGCUGAUCGAUUGGAUGGUCGAAGUACAGGAAUCGUUUGAGCUUAAUCACGAGACACUCUAUCUGGCCGUGAAAUUGGUCGAUCUCUAUUUAACAAAGGUGACAGUCGGCAAGGAAACUCUACAGUUGCUCGGCGCUGCGAGUCUUUUUAUAGCAAGUAAAUUUGAUGAAAGGAUACCACCGAUGGUGGAAGAUUUUUUGUAUAUAUGUGAUGGCGCUUACACACAGAGGGAACUCGUCAGGAUGGAAAUGAAUGUCUUAAGAGUAGUAAAUUUUGACCUGGGAAUACCUCUUUCUUACAGGUUUCUUCGGCGUUAUGCUAGAUGUGCCAAGGUGUCUAUGCCGACGUUAACUCUGGCUCGAUACAUAUUAGAAUACUCGUUGAUGGAUUACACGAUGAUCACGUACAGCGAUAGUAAAAUUGCAGCGGCGGCAUUGCUACUAGCAUUGCUAAUGAAGGACCUGGGAGGAUGGACUCCAACAUUAGAAUAUUAUAGUGGUUAUAAACUUGACGAUGUAAGAGAUAUCUGUAUUCUUUUAAAUCAGUGCCUGCACAAGAAGCAUAAGGAAACUCUAAUGACCGUUCGCAACAAAUACAGCCAUAAGAUUUUCUUCGAAGUAGCAAAGCUGCCACUAAAAGAAACUUUAGAUAUAUAGGUAAAACAAAUAAAAUUGAAAAUAAAGCGAUUGAAAUUAAUUUAUAUAAAUAAGAACAAUUGUCUAAAGUUUGAUAUAAAUACAGAUAGAUGACAUUUGAUAAAGUGGGAGCAAAAGACUAGUCGCUAAGACUAACUAUUGUUGAAUUGAUCUAACCAUAGGCAAUUGGAAUGGUCAUUAGCAUGCGAAUAGCGAUAUUCCCUAAAUAAAAAAAUUGUAUAAUAAUAAUAAAAAUAUAACUUUUGAUAUAAUCUUUAUGAUUACAAAAGACUUAAUAUUCUCUAAAUUGUAUAAUGCAUAAAACGUAAACGAAAACAUAAAAAACAUCGAAUGCAUUUCAAAAACGUUAUAAAAAAAAAACUUCUAUCACACACGAGGUUUAUAUUUUUAUUAUUGUUAUACUAUUUUAUUAUUAUUAUUAUUAUUUAUAUAUAUGACGCGUGUAAUCUAUAUUACUUUAUAAUCUCAAUAUUUAUAAGUUAUUUUACUUUUUUCUUUUUUAUAUUAAAAAAUUUAUUUUAGCGCCAUGCUUUUACAUCUUGCGAGGUAAUUUUCAACCGAGAUUUGUAGCGCCGGGUUUUCAAUGUAUAAAGGGAGGAUGAAAAGUAAUGCGCACGGUCAGAUUUCUUAAAAAAAAAAAAAAAGAAAAGAUGUAUUUUAGAAAAUCGAAAAGAGAAAUAAAAUGUAUUUUUGUAUAUAAUCGUCCAUCCACCUUAUAAUACUUAAAAUAUUGUUUCAGAUAGAAAACGAAUUUGUUCAUCACUUAAUUUUGCAAUACAUGAAAAAAAGAUUUUUUUUUAAUUGUUAAAAGAUAUCCAAAUUGUGCGGCUUCACAUUUCUCGACUUGAAUUCCAUGCUUUGUAUCGCAGGAAUUGAUUUUUCAAUAUUGCAAUAUUCAUCCGUAAUUUCGGAGUGAUCGGACUUAAAAUAUACAUAUUGUGCUACAAAUUUUAUUCUGCUUUGAGUAACACAUUUUCUGAAAGCGAUGACAUAAAAAAUAACCGAAUAACUUUAUAUUUUAUCUAUUAUUAUUCAGAUAUCUGUAUCUCGAGACACUUGACCAUGUGCAUUACUAUUUAAUUUCUCUUCUCUAUCUUCCUCUCUCUCAUCUUCUAUCCUCCUAAUUAAUCUUAAUUCUUUGAUGUUUUUUCUUCCAAAAAUAUUUCCGUAGUAUUGACAAUAUCACCGACUGCUGAUCAACGAUAUAUGCUCAGAGCGAAUGAUCAUGCAGUAAUUUUUAUUCAAAAUGCUGUCGUAUAAAUAGUGUGGCGCAUUGUUAUGCAUCGUUGUUGCAUUUUACAGUCGGCUUUCCGUAUUCUUUCACACUUAUUAUUAACUUUUUUAUUUUUAACUUUUUCUUUCUCCAUGUCAUUCUAAUAUCAUCCUAUUUGACGAUCAAAUUUAGAAUAUAAGUAUAUGUUGGAGAAAAAGUCAAAAAUAAAAAAAGCUAAAUCUUCGAUCUCGUCGAAGAAAAGCACGGUGGUUCGAUUGCAUAUAAAUUGAUGAAGCUUAUGUUGCCAGGAUGAGAAAUUUGGGUUUCUGAUUGUUACAGUCGUGAAUCAAAAUUUGUAUUGCGUUUCAUGUGAGAUUCUCUCAAUUUCUCUCAGGGAAAUCUUAUGCCUGAUAUCUUAUUGAAAUAUGAAUUUAUUCAAGAAUCUAUAAGUUAGCUAUAUAUGUUAUAGUAAUCUAGCUAAGUACGAUUUAAGCUCAUUUCUCGUACACUUAGCAAAGUAAGAUUUCCCUUUUUUAUUGAAAAUGCAUAAUGCUCACUCUGCAAACGCUUGCGUGCCAAAACUAAAUAUGAUUAAUAAUUUGCAAAAGAUUUACACUAUAUUUAUAAUAGAUGGAUAAGACGUUUCAAGACAUAACUUGCAUAAUAAUGCUAUGGUAACAUAGAACUUUUCCCUGAACAAAGACAUGCAAAAUAAUUGUCAACAAAAAAUAAAAAGGACCACCUGUGAUAUUAACAUUCACUUAUAAUGUCACAAAAUCAUAACAAUAAGUGUUAAAUAUUCUUUUUUAAUACUUUUUUUAAUACAGGGUGGCCACGAAAUUCGUUACUCCUAAUAUGAAAUUGAAGAACUUGUGACGUAAUAAUGAAAUAAAUUCAUAAUUUGCCAUAUUACAAUAUAAUCUAUUUAUAUAAUUAAUAUACUUUAUUUAUCAAACAAUUUGUUUAAAUAAAAAAAAAGAAAAAUAAGUGUGAAGCAAGAUAUGAAAUAAUAUGUACAUUAAUAUAAAAUUAAUCUUUAAUAUAUAAAAAAUAUAUUCAAUGUAAUAAUAUACUUGGCAGAUCAAAAUAUAUUACCUAUUAUUUUCAUUGCAGAAGGUGGUGUAUCACCAAAUUCUUUGUACGUGUGAUAUUUUUUGUAUUUUUUAUUGAAUAAAAGUUAUAAAAUAAAAAGAGAUAAAAUAUAUGUGAUGAAUAUGCAUAUAGCAUAUUUAUGAUAAUGACUAAUUUAUAUAAAAGAAAUAAGGAAUUUUAUGGCUGCCCCGUAUAUACACUAAGUAAUUGUGUACAAUAUUUAUAUAUGACUCUGCUUUCUCUUUUAGAAAAAAAAAAAAAAAAUAGAAUAUAUUAUACACACUUUUGAAAUGAUUAAUCAUCCAAGUAGGUUCUUAUCUCAAAAAAGUGAACAUAAGUAAAUUACAUAUUACUUACUGUACAUACAUUUGAUUGCAGAUUUGCAUCUGUACAUGUAUAUAUCCAUAAUUAAUCUUUAGGACAAAUUUAAAAUUUAUGUAAUAAAUAAUACAUCAUCACAUACACUGAGGUGCAAAAAUGUGCAGUCGAAAUUAGGCUAGUGUGUGUAUAUAUAUAAUUGAUAAUAUAUUUUUUCUAUUGUCUAUAAUAUAAUAAACCUCUACUAUAUCUAUUAUCCUCAGAUAGAUGUGUGCUAUAAACACAUAUAACUGAAUAAAAUCAUAAAAAUUUAUUAAUUGUAUUAUUUUAAUGCGAAAUAUUUCAAAUAAAAACAAUUUUUCCUAA
Cataglyphis hispanica is the source of this 4926-nucleotide messenger RNA. It is a transcript of the gene CycB3, whose product is annotated as G2/mitotic-specific cyclin-B3. Gene Ontology annotation, molecular function: cyclin-dependent protein serine/threonine kinase regulator activity. The record is from RefSeq and is a predicted model, not a curated record. Gene Ontology annotation, biological process: mitotic cell cycle phase transition; regulation of cyclin-dependent protein serine/threonine kinase activity. Gene Ontology annotation, cellular component: cytoplasm; nucleus; cyclin-dependent protein kinase holoenzyme complex. The transcript is spliced from 7 exons. Bases 483 to 1937 code for a protein of 484 amino acids. NCBI's taxonomy places the organism in Eukaryota, Metazoa, Arthropoda, Insecta, Hymenoptera, Formicidae.